Molecule: messenger RNA, 4782 nt
Organism: Danaus plexippus (monarch butterfly)
Lineage: Eukaryota; Metazoa; Arthropoda; Insecta; Lepidoptera; Nymphalidae
Product: otoferlin-like
Exons: 29
Coding region: 1-4782 (1593 amino acids)
Biological process (GO): plasma membrane organization
Cellular component (GO): membrane
Source: RefSeq, a predicted model, not a curated record
AUGCGCUCAAAGUCGCCACAGAAGCGUGGAAGGCAAAAAAUUGUCCGGCCGCCGACAUACAGAGUCGAAAACGAGUACAAUCCGGAAGCAAUGCCUCAGUAUUUUCAGAUAUCAGUGAAUGUACUGGAAGGAAGACGGUUAGCAUGGACGAAUCCGCAUGCGGCAAAUUCCUUUGUUCUCAUUGUUCUUGGCAAGAAGAAACAUAGAACGAGCGUAAGAAGAAAUAUGGAGGAACCAUGUUAUAGAGAAAGCUUUGUUUAUGAUUUAUAUACAACUGUAAAUGACCUGAAGCAGACAGCAUUGUGGCUAGCGAUAAUGGAACCGAGAUUCUGUGCACCGCCACGAUUGUUAGGAGAAGCCAGUAUCGACUUAGGAGAAAUUUGGUCUCAGCCUCAUCAUCAAUCCUUUCAUAAAUGGGCGCAAUUACUUCAUCCCCGUGAUUGGGCUGCUCAGCCGGUCGGUUUUCUUCAAGUUGACGUGUCAAUUAUUUCCAAAGCAGAGGAGCAAAACCUAAUGCCAAUAAUUGGAAAAGAUAAAUUAGAAGACAAACUGCUUCUCCACUCUGACGCUCAACAGCAGUGCGCCAAUUAUGUUAUCACAGUGCAUGCAGCUUUAGGUCUACCUAAUAGCACCCACGAUGAAAUAGGCAAGCGUAUUGGGAACCCUCCCAAUACUUUCGUAAAAGUUUCCUUUUGUGGCCUUGUGGCCAAAACUGGAAUAAUUCGUCGUAAUAAUAAUCCGAAAUAUAGCGAACAAAUAUCUAUAGUAGAAAUGUUUCCUAACAUGUGCCAAGCCAUACGUUUCGAAGUUUACUCUGUCGAAAGGUGCUUUCAUCGAGUUAUAUCCUGCACCCAAUUGAAACUCGGCCAAGUAUCACAUGACGGAGAGAAUGGGUUUGUACCAACGUUUGGACCAUCCAUGAUCCAAAUGUAUGGUACAACGUGUGGUGACUCGUCGACUGUGAUGGGUCAGGAGAGUCCAUAUCAUCGUGGAGCUUUGGUUGUGACUCUUAAAAUUAUAGUGCCGUAUAGUCAGCGAGGAAUCAGAACUAUAGCAGUCGAACCAGUCCCACGUAUCAAUUUAGAAAACAUUUGGUCUUAUGAAGACGUUUGUAUUUUGUGCCCAAUAUUCGAAGUUUCUAUGUUAGAUCGCAAAAUAGUGGGUAGAUUUUGUGGUAUUGCGAUAACAGUUGGGGAUUUGCCGAGUGACGAAAGACCAGGCACAGAAGAUAACAUUGCAUUUAAAAUGCUUUUCUUCUUUGUAGAAACUCGUAAACUGCAUAACACAGGAAACCUAGAAGUUCAUAAACAUAAAAGUGUAUACGGCUAUGUUGAUUUUUGUAAUUCUUUUCCUGUCCUACAAUAUGCUACUCGACUUCCAGAUUUCAGAUGUAGGAUGUAUAGAAAUAAUAUGAUUUAUGGAAUUCAGAACGAAUUGGUAAAAUCACUAAAUGAAAUCCAAAAAAAGUUGAAAACUUUUGAUUAUUGCUAUCUAAGUGACCUCGAGGAUGAACUACAUAAAGCAAUAGACGAGACGGCUGGAAGUAUUCUUAAGUUCAUUGACAUAGUACAAUCCACGAUUAUAUCUACCCCUUGCAAUACUGUUAUUCAGUACAACACCGAAUUAGAUCUUAAACAAAUGGAGUUACAGAUGGAAGAACUAGAAAAGAUACAUCAACAGAUUACAUACAAGUCUAAAUGUUAUUCAAUGUAUAAAAUUCAGGAAUUUAGAGACGUUCCCAGUAGUUCCAAAAAAGUUGUCAAAGCCUUAAUAAACGAAGCCAAGAGUGUGGCGCAACAUUUAAACAGUUUGGUUUACAAAAGUUCAGAAGGCUGGCCAGAUAUCGUGGUUUGGCUUCUUAAUAAUGGCUCACGAGUGGCCUUCGCAAAAAUAUCCGCUGCUGAUAUUGUCCACUCCGUCAUAUCAGAACAAAAGGGAGAGUAUUGUGGCCGAAUACAAACCCUUUGCUUAAAGCCGUUGAAAUGUCCAAAGCAUAUGAAUUCCCCGUUAUUGAGUUGUUACUGCGUUGCGGGAAAAGUAGAACUUCUAAUGUGGAUGGGGCUUCAUCGCCAAUCGUCUGAUUUUGAAUUCUCUAUACCUCGUGGAUAUAAACUAAGAAUGAAGAAAUACAAUAUGUUCAUUAAAUCUAAUAUUAUGCUGGUCGAGUGUAGAGCAUUUAUAUACAAAGCUAAGUUAAAUUAUGAAGUCCAUGGCAAUAUUCGUAAACCAACCUUUGUAAGAAUAAACGCGCUUAAUUCUGUGAAGGACACAGAGGUAUAUUUAUCAGCACUGUCGCCGGUUUGGAACCAGGUUAUUAAGAUCAAGCAAAUUGUUUUUAUGAGCCAACACCGUCUCCUCGAAAGUCCUCCUAUUGUUUUUGUUGAAAUAAACAAUAACGAACUAUCUGGUAAAACGGAAUUGUUAGGAAGGAUAAAAAUUUAUCCCCAAGUAACUGAUGAACCGAGCUAUGAUAAUGCACCCAGCCUCCAGUGGUAUGAUUUCUAUCGAGGUACCGAAUUCGGCGGACAAGUUCUGAUGUCAGUACAAUUGUUACAGAUACCUGAGAGAUUACUUAGGUCUACGGAAUACACUUCAGAGGAAGAAAUUUUCGAAGCGAACACUGCCGACGACACCGAGAUUUUUGAAGGAAUUGAAACUCUUCCAAUAAAUCUUCUUCCAAAAUCUUCUUCUUAUAAAGUCGACGUUUAUUGGUGGGGACUUCGGGAUAUCGAUUCGAUGCGAAAACCCUGUAUUGUAAUGGAAAUUGAAGAUCUCAGUAUAAAAUCUGAAAUAAUUACAGAGAAGGCUCACAACUGUAAUUUUUCUAAAGGUCGAACCACGCAGGUUUUUGAGGCCUAUUUAAACGAAGCUUAUUGUCUGCCAUUAAGAAUAAAAUUGUACGAUGCCAGCACUUUCGGGAGAUCGCUAUAUAUAGGAACUAAUACUGUAAAAAACUUCAGUAAAUAUAUGAUUAAAUGGCUACCCGAGGAUGAGAGGGAAGCUUCUCUAAAGUGUAUUUCUAUUAUGUCAUCAGAUUUUAUUCAAGACGCCUAUGGUAGUAAAAUAUCUAUGAGGAGUUUAAGUACCACUAAAACGGCGCGCAGAAAAUGGUAUAAUAUAUUCAAAAAUAAAGAAGUGGAUGAGGAGAAAUAUACUCUUUUACCCGUCUUUAUGGAUAAACUUGAGAAUAACUUGGCAGCAAAGACCUCAAAUACGAAACCGAAGGACUGGUGGUUUCGAUAUUUAUGUUCGCAAAAAGAUUACAUUGACGAAGAUUCUACCACAUUGAACACAUUUCAUAAACUGAUCAUAUACGAGACAGAAGUUGAGACUCAGCCAGAAUUUUCCAAGUUUAAAGAUUGGUGCGCUACACUGAAACUUUAUAAUGGAAAGAAAACAGGUAUUCCAGAUAAGGACGAGAAGCUUUACUGCGGUUUCUUAAAGGCGGGAUUUGCGAUAUAUAAGUGGCCCCCGCCAACUAACACGAUCGCUGUUACUCCCAGCGGAAUUGACUUAAAUAAAGGAUUUUUUAACGAUCAUCCCCAUAAUAAUCCUGCUGAAUUUCUCGUCCGUGUUUACAUUGUGAAAGGACUUAAUCUCAAAUCUAAAGAGUUCACUGGGCAAUCUAAUCCUUACGUUGUGUUAAAUUGUGGAAACAAACAUAUAGCUGAUCGAAACAAUUACGUCCCGAACUCAGUUAAUCCAAUAUUUGGAAAAAUGCACGAAGUUCAUUGUUGUCUGCCUGAUGACUAUCUUUUGGCAGUUUCGUUAUAUGACUACGGAAUAAACUCGCCUGAUAAAUUAAUUGGUAUAACAACAAUUGACCUAGAAGAUCGCAUAUAUUCUAAACACAGAGCUCGAGUUGGUUUACCUUUAGAUUACAGCCUAAACGAACCUUUCAAAUGGCGGGAUUGUUUAAAACCUUCAGACAUUCUCGAAGAAAUUUGUUCAAAGAACCAUCUUCCGCCUCCAAGAUUCAUAAACAGUAAUACCUUGUUAGUCAAUGGUGUAGAAUAUAGAAACAAUGAGAAAGACGCUACUUUUUCAUCAGCCGCUCUACAAAGAGAAAAGCUUUGUUUGAGUAUUCUACAUAAAUGGCAUACGUUACCAAUUUGUGGGUAUCACCUUGUUCCCGAACACGUUGAAACGAGGACAUUAUAUGACCCAAAUAAACCGGGAAUCGAACAGGGUAAAGUUAUAUUAUGGGUAGAUAUUUUUCCUUUGGAAACGGGUGUUUAUAUCCCACCCCCCAUUAAAAUUACCCCCAGAGAGGCUGAAGAUUACGAACUCAGACUAACUGUUUACAAUGUUCGAAUCAAAAUGAGUGACUUAGAUAACUUAGGAAGACAAGUCUCUGACAUUUACGUGAGAGCAUGGAUCGGUUCUUCAAAUCUAUAUCAAAAUACAGAUGUUCAUUAUCAAUGUUUCGAAGGGAAAGGUAAUUUCAAUUGGAGAAUGAUUUUCCAUUUCAAAUACGAACACGCAGACAGGAAGCUUGUUAACAAAGAGAGAGGUAUCUUUACUGAAAGUGGCGACAACGUACCGCCUGUACUUGUUGUUCAGGUCUUAGACAACGAUGAUUUAAAUCAAACCGAGGAUUUAGGGAAACUUAUGCUAAAUCUGAACUCUUUGACUUGUGGAGAGAAACAAGCUCAGGACUGUUCCUUAGAGUCCUUGAAUAACAAUAAAAAAAUUGAUUUGUUCUAUACCGAAUCUAUAAAAUCCUGGUGGCCUUUAGCUACAGUUGAUGAGAGUUCUGGAGCAUUAAUUUUUAGGGUAUGA